This is a messenger RNA of Penicillium paradoxum, 768 nucleotides long. RefSeq names its product nitroreductase family protein. The coding region runs from base 1 to 768 and encodes 255 amino acids. NCBI's taxonomy places the organism in Eukaryota, Fungi, Ascomycota, Eurotiomycetes, Eurotiales, Aspergillaceae. The record is from RefSeq and is a predicted model, not a curated record. The transcript is spliced from 3 exons. Gene Ontology annotation, biological process: cellular response to oxidative stress.
AUGACAGCCCGCCUCCAAUCCCUCAGCAGCCUAACCCGCGCCUUAAGAUCCAAAAGCCCGCGCUUAGUAUCCACCCAAUCUCAUCUAUAUCAGCCUUCGGUCCGCGCAUUCACCUCCACAGUACCCAAACCAUCCCCUGCAGUCAUGCCCAACACUCUCAUCGAGCUGGCCAAGAACCGGCGCACAAUCUACCAGCUCGGCAAGGAGAGUCCAGUCCCUGACUCCAAGAUCGAAGAGCUGGUCAAUGCCGCUAUCCUGCAUGUUCCUAGCGCGUUCAACACCCAGUCCACGAGGCUGAUCGUGCUUCUGCACGAUCAGCAUGAGCGGAUGUGGGAUAUUACCAUUGAGGCUUUCGAGGAGCUUGUCAAGGCUGGUAAGAUCCCGACGGAGUUGUGGAAGAAGCAGACGUUGCCGAAGUUGCUUGGAAUGAAGGGAGCGUAUGGCACGAUCCUUUUCUAUGAAGACCCGGCGCAUAUCAAGCCCAUGCAGGAGAAGCUCGCUACCUACAAGGAUAACUUCCAACCGUGGGCCGAGCAUAGUAAUGCUAUGCACCAGUACUUCCUCUGGACGGGUCUUGAAGCCCUCGGCUUCGGUGCCAACUUGCAGCACUACAGCCCGCUCAUCGACGCUGGUGUUGCCAAGCAAUGGGAUGUGCCUAGUGAUUGGCGCCUUAUUGCGCAGUUGGUCUUUGGAAGUCCCGAGGCUGCUGCUGGAGAGAAGGAACAGAAGCCUGUUGAGGAGAGGGUUAAGUUCUUUGGAAAGUUGUAG